AUGGAUUCUCUUUCCUCACCGUCGAUAUGCGCCCAAGUCAUCCGACUCAAGCCUCCCUCUCACCAUAUUGAUAACUUCAAGUCAUCGAAGGGGUAUGCGACGCCAGAUUUUGACCAAACUUGCGCGGUCGAGGGGUCUGAAUGGGAUGAGUCGCCUAUGCAGACAUCGUUUUCCUCCGAAACAAGGCCCUUCGCAGCCUUGACACCGGGAGAGUCCACUCCCCAAGGCGGAAGCCCUCCGAUAUUGGCGGCAAGGCGAAGUCAUACGCUGAGUGGUGUACAUAUUAUUGUGGACCAGUAUGGUAGGGAAUGCGACGUGGUUCAAACUCGAGGUGAGCGACGACGGGCUCAGAAUAGAAAAGCCCAGCGAGCAUAUCGAGCACGCAGAGAAGCCCAGCUGAAAUCUGCAUCAUCGACCUUGGCCGAGCAUCAGUCGCAGCUGCGGACCCUGAAUCGUCACAACCGCGAGCUUCUCGACACGAUCAAACGACUCAAGGCCAUGAUUCUCCAGUUGGAGGCAGAGAAUCAGCUCCUCAGGGAGAUGAAAAGCACAAAUGUAAACGACAUGGAUGAGCCGGGUGGCUGGAUGCUUGAAAGUCCAAAUUUCACGUUGCCACUACCCUCAGAACUGUAUUGGAAUGUACGAGAAAGAUCGUAUACACCAUGA
Cladophialophora bantiana CBS 173.52 is the source of this 666-nucleotide messenger RNA. RefSeq lists its product as uncharacterized. NCBI's taxonomy places the organism in Eukaryota, Fungi, Ascomycota, Eurotiomycetes, Chaetothyriales, Herpotrichiellaceae. Gene Ontology annotation, molecular function: DNA-binding transcription factor activity. The coding region runs from base 1 to 666 and encodes 221 amino acids. The transcript has 3 exons. Gene Ontology annotation, biological process: regulation of DNA-templated transcription. The record is from RefSeq and is a predicted model, not a curated record.